UUCACGUUUGUCUGUUUUUGUUGUUUUUUUCAGAGGUUUUCGUUUUCUUCUUUAUUUUAUCGCCUCUCGAUUUUCUCUCUCUCUUCCUACUUAGGGUUAGGGUUUUAGCUGCAAUUCGAAACAUUUAGUUGUUUAGUAUAUUAAUCUUUUAGUUAGGAUCUUAACGAUUCUGUUCAGACCAAUUUAGGGUUUCUCAUCAAUUUGGAAGGGGGCGGGGGGUUUGAUUUGUUGCUUCUAUUGAGAGUUUGGCUUAGCCCUUUUUUUUUUUAAAUUAUCAAAUUGUGAUAUUUCAAGGACUACGUUUGAUAAACAAUGCCUCCAAGAAUGGUGAAGAGAGGGGCUGGGUCUGCGGGCCCAAAGAGGACGGCGAGGUCCACUAGAGGGGCAUCGAAAGCUCAGAAUCCACCACCCGAGCCUGUGGAGGAGGCCGUGAAGGAAGGGGUGGCUUCCGUUCCAGUUGUGGAGAUGAGGGAGGAGGAAGAAGAGGAGGUCGUGGAGGACGUUAAGGCUGAUGAGAAGCGAAUUGUGGAGGAAAAAGUGGUGAUCGAGAAGAAAGGGGUUGUUCCUGAGGAAAACGCUGGAUUAAAUUUGAAUUCGAACGGGUCAGUUGGCCGAUGAAGAGUAAAAGAGGAUGAAUUGAAGGGAUCUGUUGAGGAAUAUGAAAAAGAUGAGCGGUUAGAAUUGGAUGAUAAUGAACCUGAAUAUGAACCCGAAGAAUAUGUUGGGGGAUAUGAUGAGAAGGAGAUGGAACCAGAUGAGGUGGGAGAUGAAGUAGAGAGAGAGCCUGAGGAGGAGCAGGAUGGUGAGGAGAAAGAGGGUGAUCUGUCAGAUGGAGAUGUUCAUGAAGUUGAAGUAGAAGGUGACGACGACGACGACGACGACAUGAAUGAUGAUGAUGAGCAUGCUGGGGAAGAAGUGGAGCAUGCAGAUUUUGAUGCAGCAGAUCAUGAUGAGCGGCAUGAAUUUGUUCAAGAGAGACGGAAACGUAAAGAGUUUGAAGUGUUUGUUGGGGGAUUAGACAAGGAUGCCACUGAGGAUGAUAUUAGGAAAGUCUUCAGCCAAGUUGGUGAAGUUGUUGAUGUUAGGUUGAUGAUGAACCCUCAAACAAAGAAGAACAAGGGGUUUGCAUUCUUGCGUUUUGCAACUGUAGAACAAGCAAAACGUGCAGUUACAGAACUUAAGAAUCCUGUGAUUAAUGGGAAACAGUGUGGUGUUACCCCUAGUCAAGACAGUGACACCCUUUUUCUGGGUAACAUAUGCAAGACAUGGACAAAGGAAGCGUUGAAAGAGAAGUUGAAACAUUACGGAGUUGACAAUGUUGAAGACUUAACAUUGGUAGAAGAUAGCAACAAUGAGGGAAUGAAUCGGGGUUUUGCCUUCUUGGAAUUUGCAUCUCGGUCAGAUGCGAUGGAUGCUUUUAAGUGUCUUCAGCGGAGAGAUGUUUUAUUUGGGGUUGAUAGGCCUGCAAAGGUUUCUUUUGCAGAUUCCUUCAUUGACCCGGGUGAUGAAAUCAUGGCACAGGUUAGGACCAUAUUUAUCGAUUGCCUACCUCCUUCUUGGGAUGAGGAUCGUGUUAGGGAGCUAUUGAAGAAAUAUGGGGAAAUUGAAAAGAUUGAACUUGCCCGGAAUAUGCCAUCUGCUGACAGGAAGGAUUAUGGUUUUGUUACGUUUGAUACUCAUGAUGCUGCAGUCACAUGUGCUAAGAGCAUUAACAAUACGGAGUUGGGCGAAGGUGACAGCAAGGCUAAAGUUAGAGCCAGGUUGUCAAGACCGCAUCAGAGAGGCAGGGGUAAGCACAUUGGCCGUGAUGGUUUUAGGUCUGGCCGUGGAUCUGGACGAGUUGUUAGGGGUUCAUGGGGUCGUCCUGCUCCACGUGGUUUCCCUCCUCGUGGGGUAAGAGGAAUUAGUAAUCGUGUCCCUCCACCUAGUCUAAAGAGGCCUGUUGGAUUAAGAGAUAGACGUCCUAUUAUGUCUGCACCAGCUAGAGGCCGUCCUUUGGCUCCUCCUCCUUCUAGAUCGUAUGACAGAAGAGCACCUGUUCCACCAUACCCAAAGAGUAGUUUGAAGAGGGAAUAUGGUCGGCGAGAUGAACUUCCUCCUCCAAGGAGCAGGGCUCCUGUGGAUUAUGGUUCUAGGGUUGUGUCAGAGAGACGCCCAUCAUAUAGAGAUGACUAUUCUGCUCGCAGUUCCGGCUACUCUGAUUUGCCUAGAAGCACAUCUCGCACUGCAGCCAGGAGACCUUAUGUAGAUGAUGCGUAUGGCCAAAGGUUUGAAAGACCUCCUCCUAGUUACCGUGAUGGGCGUGGCCGUGAUUAUGACUCUAUGUCUGGCUCAAAACGACCAUAUUCGGCUAUGGAUGAUGUUCCUCCUCGAUAUGCUGAUGCCGGUGCCAGGCAUUCAAGGGCUCGUCUAGACUAUGAACUUGCGGCUGGUGCUCCUCCAUAUGCAGACACAUAUGGUGAUAGGCUUGGGCGAUCCAGUCUAGGAUAUGGUGGCAGCAGGAGUUCUAUGUCCAGUCAGGAUUCACAUGGGCUUUAUGGGAGUCGUCAGGGUAUGGGCUAUGGUGGAGGUUCUUUCAGUGGCAGUGAUGUUGGAGGAAUGUACUCGUCCUCAGGUUAUAGUGGUGAUUACAUGCCUAGGGGAUCUGAUGUUGGUGGUGGCUCUUACUCAUCCAUGUAUUCAAGUCGUGGUAUGGGCGGCAGCAGUUACAUGGGUGGUGGUGGUGGUUCUGGGUCAUACUACUGAUGUAAGUCAAAAUUUUUUAUCCAUUCCUUUUCAUGUUGCACUCAUGGAAGUGCAAUUAUCUUCAGCGUUAGUGUAUUUUUAAUGGAGAUUAGGGCUCCCUGAAGAAGCUGGUUUCUAUGUUCUUCUGAGAAGUGUAUUGGAAAGGACAUCGUCAUAUCGUCACUAGUGAAUUUGUCUAUGGAACAGAUUUCAAAGACAAUGAGGCUGCUGUAGGAUGUGGACCAUUUGAAGCUUUUGGAUUAUGUAUCCAUGUAUUGGAUAGAAGCAUGCCAAGUGCUAUAGCCUCCGUAUGUUGUAGGAAAAAGGUUUUGAGGCUAAAGUUUUAUGUGAAAGAGGCUGUGUGCUGGUUCAAGCUGUUUCUAGUUCACAAACUGGUUAUUUGUGAGUAUUCAGGUUUAUGCUGUAAGGAAAAACUAAUUUCAUUUAGAGAUGAAAACAGAAAGCGCUUAGAAUGUGCUGUGUAUGAACAACGUUGUUUAUUUUAAUAUUUAAGAACUCCUCGUCUCCUCCUGAUGGAGAUUUCGGAAGCAUUUGUCUCAUAUUUUAAUGGAAGAGUGUUUAGAAGAGAGAUUAAGGUUUUAAUAUACAUAUGGUUAUGGAUUUUGGAUACUUUUCGAUGUAGAACUCAUUGGGUAAGUGUUGAUUAAGAUUGAAACAAGGCUAAUAAAUGCUCUUUUCGUCAGCCUGAUAAGCACAAAGAGUUCAAAUGGCACCUAAUUGAAGGUUAUAAGAAAUCAGCAGAAGACGUUCUUGCAUAAGCAUAUUGCAUUUUCUUAAGGUGGUGCUUGUGAAGUCACAUAUAGAAGCCUGGAGGAAAUUAAUUGGCAUGCUUGACCUUGUCUCGUGAAGCUUCUAGACUAUAGACACAUGCUUCUAACUUUUGGUUUUGCGUUGUUUUCCUUUGGGAAUUCUGGACUAAGAUGCAAUGAGAAGUUGAUAUUAAUAAAGGAGAGGACAUGGUAUCUUUAAUACCUCGUUGUGUUGAUGUUUAGUCUGUGUUGCAUGUUUAGUUUUCUUGGUUGAUAUCUUUCUUGAGAAAAUUUCUUGUGUUAAAUUCCUGGUUUUUCUGGUUUUGGAAUGGCCUGGUGGAGUAUGCCAGGCAAAGAUUUGAACUUUGCUUGUAACCAGCAGGAAAAUAACAGUGUCUGACUGAAGGACCAAUUCCAUAUGUUUCAACACUUGCUAUUUCGUUUUAAUCAGGUUAUUGUUAUACAAAGCAACUCCUUGUGAAGGUGUUCUCCAAAUUAAGUUAUUAUAUGGAUCUCAAGGGAUUGUACUUUCUCAUGAUGUAUGCCUUAUUGCUUCAUCAAAUGCUUAGUAGUUUGGGGAGGUUGUUGAUGGAUGAAACCUCUUUAAUUUACUUCGGUUGAACUCAGAGAUUCUUGAGUUGGAUAUUUCUUCUUGUUCGUUAAGUACUUUUACUUUGUGGGAAAGCAGUCAUUGCUUUACAACUUGGGUUUAGUAGAGCAAUGAUUUUGGAAAAGUUUAUAUUUAAUUGGCCAAGAAAUCUCGAAAGCUGUGGGUAUGUUGGUGAUUGAUAGAUUUUAGAUUUAAGAAAACGUACUGGACCACUUUUUAGUUGGAGUUACAAUUUAUACAAAUUAUUGACAUUUUCUAACUGCACUUGAGAACAAGUGAGCAACUCUGUUUCCCUCCAUCAAGUAUACUAACAACAUAUAGUUGACUAGUUACAAGUAUAUGCCACUGUUGUGUAAAAGAAUGGUCUAUGCAACACACCUUCUUAUCUUAUUUGGUAUAGCCCCUACAGGAACAUGGUGCCUUCCACUGAUUUUGUUCUAUGAUGGUUUAUUCUGGACUUGAUGUGAUUAUUUGAAGUUCAUGAAGAAUUUUGCUUCUACCUAGGAGUUGGUGUUAGGAUCAAAAUUCUUAGUUGGGAGGCAACUAAAUUGUCCUGCGUCUGCCGUUACUUGAUUUUCACAAUUAAAAUUUUGACUGUGAUGUUCUUUCCAUUUUGCUUAAGCUGGUGAUGGAGCGAAUGAGCUACACUACCUUUUUACUAGUGCUUCUUAAGUUUGUUGGGAAAUAAUCCAAGGUUUUCAAUUAUGGGGGAAUACUGGUGUCUGCUUAAUGUGUUUUACACAUCAUAGUCUACUAUGUUGUUGUUAUCUCAGCAGGUUUUUAGCAGGUUUGGUACUUGUUUUCGCAGCAUGAUUGGUUUUUUUUAAGUGCUUUGACACAAUGUAGGUGUUAGUUUUUGUAGUUUUAGUUCUGUUUUCUUACAUGUAAUUUGGCUCUGUAAACAAUUUGUGGAAAGUUUGUACUGUAAUGGGAAAGCUAAUUAUGAUCC
Theobroma umbraticum is the source of this 5053-nucleotide messenger RNA. RefSeq names its product RNA-binding (RRM/RBD/RNP motifs) family protein. Gene Ontology annotation, molecular function: RNA binding. The record is from RefSeq and is a predicted model, not a curated record. NCBI's taxonomy places the organism in Eukaryota, Viridiplantae, Streptophyta, Magnoliopsida, Malvales, Malvaceae.